AUGAAGUCUGACAUUCUGGAGAAGAUAUGUGAUGAGAUCUACAAGUAUAAAUCUUAUCCCAGCAGUGCAAACUUUUGUGAAGUUUCAGAGGCACUUGUCAAGAAACACCCUUGCUUGGCAGAAAAAGGAUCUUUCAAUGGUUGCUACGGGUGGACACAGAGACUUAAAAUGAAGAUAGUAAACCUACACACACAGAUGAAAGGCCUUGGAUGCCCAGAGUAUUCGGUUAAUUCUCUGCAAACCAAAGCUUCAGAUCAUGCUUUUCCAGCCAAUAAUGUUGAACGGCCUAAACGUGGAGAGGCCAAUCAUGUGACAUCCCUUCCUGCUGGAGAGACAUCAGAGAACCUUGAAACUGAGCGCCUGGAACUUUUAAAGAAAGUGAAAAAAAAGAAACAAUGCAUGGACAAUCAGAGAAAAAAAAUGGCAAAGACAUUUGCCUUACGUAGACAAGAAGUUGUGGAAAAGCAACCUAGUGUUCAGGAACUGCAAGAACGAUGGCCAGCUCUGUUUCCACAAGAGGAGAUAAAUGCAAACCUUUUGCGCAUCACGACUUUACCUUUGCAAUCGAGAUUUUUGGCCUCUUUGGACAGACAGAGCUCUCAGCUUCUCCAGGUUAUUAGGAGCAAAGGUGGAGCCGUCCGUGAAAAAACUAAGGACACUAUUAAAGUGAUGGAUCAGAGUCUGGACAUAGACAUCAGACGAGAGUGCCUGCUGAAGUGCCUCAACAUAUACAUUGGUGAAGAUGCAUGCUGUCUGAUCAAAGAAAACCAGGUAAUUGGCGGCUUGAGGGAGGAAGCGGAGAGAGAGUUUGAAAAGACCACCAUGGCGGUUUCUGUGAUACGUGAAAGUGAUGCUCUCAGUCAUCCACUGGACAUUGCCAUUGUCGUUGACGGUGUGGAGGUACUAAAUGAGUUGUCCUCUGUUGCAUGUGCCUGUAGCAUGAUGUUUGGACUCAUUUAUGCACUGAACUUAAAAUAUCCUUUAGGACUUAAAUAUACCUUUGAGGCCUUUCAAAAAAUUAUCAUGGACAUAGAGUAA
Molecule: messenger RNA, 1038 nt
Organism: Sinocyclocheilus rhinocerous
Lineage: Eukaryota; Metazoa; Chordata; Actinopteri; Cypriniformes; Cyprinidae
Exons: 4
Coding region: 1-1038 (345 amino acids)
Source: RefSeq, a predicted model, not a curated record